AUGGCCGAGGACAAGGCCGCAGCCGUGAUGGCAGAAUCGAUUGGAAAAAAUGAGUCUGAUUCUAACCACAUCGAAGAUGUGCAUGUCGUGAAGAAAGUACACGCUGAUGGGCACGUGGAUCUUGUCGAUGCCCACGCCAUCGGAGGAGCUUUCGAAGAGAUGCCAAAGGGAUACUUCUGGAGUGUCCAAUUCAUUGGCACCGUCAUUGCAGUGUGCUCUGGAAGUAUUUGCGCCUAUCUCGGAUGGGUGUUGCCUGCGAAUACGCUUGCACUGAUCAACGAAGACAUCGGCCCUUCCGAAAAUUUGAAUUGGGUCGCAACCAUUUGGACUAUUGGUUCGGCGAUUGGCUUUCUGCUUGUCGGCCGCUUGUCAGACAUCUUCGGCCGCAAGUGGAUGGUCGUGGGCACGAACGUACUAGGACUUCUUGGAUGCAUUGUUGGCGGCACCGCAAAGAACAUCGAUACUCUCGUCGGCGCGAAUCUGAUGAAUGGAAUUGCGGCUGCAGGACAGCUUUCCUUUGGCAUCGUUCUCGGAGAGCUGGUGCCAAACAAGCACAGAGGACCAAUCGUCGCAUUGGUCUUCUUCUCCUCCAUGCCGUUUGCUGUUUUCGGACCGAUCAUUGCUCGCACGUUCAUCUUGAAGACUGCAGCUGGGUGGCGCUGGUCGUACUAUCUGGGGAUCAUUCUGUCUGGCAUCACCAUCAUCCUGUAUCAAUUCCUCUAUCACCCUCCGUCCUACGACCAGCUUCACGUCUCCGGAAAGACGAAAUGGCAGCAGUUCAAAGAACUGGACUUUGUGGGAAUCUUCCUCUUCAUUGCCGGCACGGUACUCUUCUUGAUUGGCCUGAGCUGGGGAGGAACCACGUACCCGUGGAAAUCCGAUCUAGAGUACCACCGUGCUAAUCAAUUUGAAGCUGCCGUUCUCUGCACCAUUAUUCUAGGAGCUGCUACGCUCGUUGCUUUUGCUCUGUACGAACAAUACGUCUUCAAAGGCCAGGCAAUCAUGCCGCCACGUCUCUUCAAGAAACUCGAAUAUGUCGCCAUCGUCAUGGUUGCUUGUGUGGGUGCAAUGGUGUACUACGCCCUGACUAUUCUCUGGCCGACCAUUCUCGGCACCAUCUACACAACCGACGUCAUCAAAAUCGGCUGGGCGUCUUCGGUCGUCGGAGGCGGUAUCUUGCUCGGCCAGAUGUUUGGAGGUUUCGCGCUAUCGUACCUCCCCAAGGUCAAGUGGCAGCUCGUUAUCCUCUCCAUAAUGGGUACUGCGUUCUUGGCUGGCGAGGCCGGACUGCAACCAGAUGCGUAUGCAACCUUCAUUACGCUCGGCGUGUUAGCAACCUUCGUCAUAGGAUGGAUCGACAACAUUUCCUUCCCGGGUGUGACGCUCCUCUGGGAAUCCCAGGACAUCGGUCUUGCGACCGGUGUACUUGGUUCUAUCCGUGCUAUUGGCGGUGCCGUCGCGCAGACAGUCUACGUGUCCAUCCUGCAGAACAAGGUCGCUACUUAUCUGCCCGCUUUCGUCGCUCCUGCCGCCACGAAUGCAGGCCUGCCUACCUCUUCCCUCCCGCAGCUCUUCGCUGGAAUCACCGCUGGUAACUUCACCGCCGUUCCUGGGAUUACGCCUGAGAUCAUUGCUGCCACGGGCGCAGCCACGCAAAAGGCGUACCUGGAGAGCUUCAGGAUUGUGUUUUAUGCGACGAUUCCGUUUGGCGUGCUGUUGAUCAUCUUCAGUGCUCUGAGCCCCAACUUCGAGAAGUAUCUGAGUAUGAACGUGGCGAAGAGGCUACAGAAUUUGAAGGGCGAGCUGCAAGGCGAGGGAAGGGAGAAGGAGGGCGAAGCGGUGUAA
This is a messenger RNA of Didymosphaeria variabile, 1845 nucleotides long. RefSeq lists its product as uncharacterized. NCBI's taxonomy places the organism in Eukaryota, Fungi, Ascomycota, Dothideomycetes, Pleosporales, Didymosphaeriaceae. Gene Ontology annotation, biological process: transmembrane transport. Bases 1 to 1845 code for a protein of 614 amino acids. Gene Ontology annotation, cellular component: membrane. The transcript has 5 exons. The record is from RefSeq and is a predicted model, not a curated record. Gene Ontology annotation, molecular function: transmembrane transporter activity.